UCCAAAUAAAACGAGCAAAAGGCUAUCCCAAAUGUCAUCAAACAUCAACGACAAAUUGACUUUUGGCCCCACUCUUUUGAAUUCUCUACCCCCAAAAACUCCACCUUUUCCGCCCAAAACCUGGAAAAUUCCUUUCUUUCUCCUCACAUUACUUAUCUUUUCUUGAAAUUAAGACCCCAAAAAGUGAAAGCACAAACCCCUUUAAAUCUCUUUUCUCUCUCUUUCUCUCCCUCUCUGUCUCUGAUAUUUCAAGCAAAUGUAAGAGAAGAAAGAGGGGGGGAGAGGAGAUAUGGUAGUCCGCAAGGUGGGGAAGUACGAGAUUGGGAGGACCGUCGGCGAAGGGACGUUCGCCAAGGUGAAGUUCGCUCAGAACACGGAGACGGGUGAGAGUGUUGCGAUGAAGGUGAUCGACAGGAGCACCAUAAUCAAACACAAGAUGGUUGAUCAGAUUAAGAGGGAAAUAUCCAUAAUGAAGCUUGUUAGACAUCCACAUGUAGUUCGUCUGCACGAGGUUUUGGCAAGCCGCACAAAGAUAUAUAUAAUUUUAGAGUUCAUUACAGGUGGUGAAUUGUUUGAUAAAAUUGUCCGCCAUGGACGGCUCAGUGAGACAGAGUCCCGAAGAUACUUUCAGCAGCUCAUUGAUGGGGUGGAUUAUUGUCACUGUAAGGGAGUCUACCACCGAGAUUUGAAGCCUGAAAACCUUCUUCUUGAUUCCCAAGGAAACCUGAAAAUUUCAGACUUCGGCCUUAGCGCCUCGCCUGAGCCAGGAGUUAGCCUCCUUCGUACUACAUGCGGAACACCUAAUUACGUUGCACCAGAGGUGCUCAGCCAUAAGGGCUACCAUGGUGCUGUUGCAGAUAUUUGGUCAUGUGGGGUCAUACUUUAUGUUUUAAUGGCUGGUUAUCUUCCGUUUGAUGAGAUUGACCUUACAACACUGUACAGUAAGAUCGAGAGAGCGGAUUUUUCCUGUCCAUCUUGGUUUCCUGUUGGAGCGAAAUCCUUAAUUCACCGAAUUCUAGACCCAAACCCAGAGACACGGAUUCGGAUCGAAGAGAUCAGGAGUGAUGAGUGGUUUAGGAAGAAUUAUGUACCUGCCAGACAUGUUGAAGAUGAGGCUGUAAACCUGGAUGAUGUAAAUGCUGUUUUUGAUGAUCCUGAGGAUCAGCAGGUUAGCGAGCAGUCUGGGAAUAACGACAUGGGCCCUCUUGUUCUAAAUGCAUUUGACCUGAUUAUUCUCUCUCAAGGGCUGAACCUUUCAGCAUUGUUUAACCGAGGAGAGGAUUAUGUAAAGCAUCAAACCCGCUUUGUUUCCAAGAAACCAGCUAAGGUUGUUCUAUCAAGUAUGGAAGUAGUUGCACAGUCAAUGGGUUAUAAGACACAUAUUCGUAAUUACAAGAUGAGGGUGGAGGGUCUUUCAGCAAGUAAGACAGCACAUUUCUCUGUUAUCUUGGAAAUUUUUGAAGUUGCUCCCUCAUUUUUCAUGGUGGACAUUCAGAAAGCAGCAGGAGAUGCAGAUGAAUUUCUGAAGUUCUACAAGAAUUUCUGUAGCAAUCUUGAUGACAUCAUCUGGAACCCACCUGUAGAAACAAGCAAACCGCGAAACUCCAGGACCAGGCGCUGAUAUCCUUUUUUUAAAUCUUGUAUGAGCCAAUGUUGUUGUAGAUUAACCUAGGUUUUAGUCUGAAGCUCAAUUGGGCGGUGCUGUAUGCAACUUUGAGGUUGCAGGCUCAUCCCGGCUCACCAAAAAAAAAAAAAAACAAUUUUCUUAUCAUUUUGAGUAUGUAAAUCUAUCCUCUUGACUUUUCUUGAAUUUUUAUAGAGGAUAAGAGGUGAUAGAUGGUAUGGUUGAGUUUGGUAUAUGAUGAGGUUUCUGAUUUUAUUUUA
Magnolia sinica is the source of this 1884-nucleotide messenger RNA. Its product is annotated as CBL-interacting serine/threonine-protein kinase 8-like. NCBI's taxonomy places the organism in Eukaryota, Viridiplantae, Streptophyta, Magnoliopsida, Magnoliales, Magnoliaceae. The record is from RefSeq and is a predicted model, not a curated record. Gene Ontology annotation, molecular function: protein kinase activity; ATP binding. The coding region runs from base 290 to 1621 and encodes 443 amino acids. The transcript has 14 exons. Gene Ontology annotation, biological process: signal transduction; protein phosphorylation.